AUGGACGAAUUAGAACAACACAAUGAAGAGUUGAGAAACGAAGUCAACCAACUGAAAGAGCAAAUGGCCAGAAUUCUGGAAAUACUGCAAUCUUUGGAAAGGAGAAACACUGAGGAGAUCACGCCAGUUAAUGAAGGACCGCCUGCUACUUCCACAUGUCCACCCGGCUUCAUCUCCCAAGGGACAAUGGCACCACUAACAUUGCAUCCCACUAAGCCUGUCCAACAGACUAAUUUUCAAGAGGCUCAAUUCCCACCUUAUGGCAUCCCAGCUGGCUAUGCACCACCUAUGGCACAAGAGGCACAAUUUUCAUCAUACAAUAAUGUACCUCCAGCUGUAAGUGAUUCAUUAAUCACUCAACAACAAUCUACCCAACCCCCAAGCAUGCCCUCAAACAUCAUCGAAAGCCCUCAAACCUUUCCAAUAUUGCCAAAAGAUACUAUUCCUAACCUACAGGUUAUCCUCCAACCGCAAACUAUCAACCUGAGCACCCAAGGGAAUCCACCUACCCCCAUUGGUAUUGCAAACAUAUCUUUUCAUCCCACUAUUGAAGAGUUUCAGCCAGAUGAGGAUGAUCAUUCUAAAGGGAAGUUGCAACUCCUGGAAGACAGGUUGCGAGCUGUUGAGGGUAAUAGUUACGGUAUUGGAGACGCAGUUGACCUUUGCUUGGUGCCAGACCUAGUAAUUCCUCCAAAAUUUAAAGCACCGGAAUUUGAUAAAUACAGAGGCAUUACAUGUCCAAAGAGUCACCUAACAAUGUACUACAGGAAAAUGGCGUCGCAUGCCCGUGAUGACAAGUUGUUAAUCCAUGUCUUCCAAGAUAGUUUAAUUGGGGCAGCUUUAAAUUGGUACAUGCAUCUGGAACGUACUCGUAUUCAUUGUUGGAAGAAUUUGGCUGAUGCUUUCCUGAAGCAAUACAAGUACAACAUUGACAUGGCUCCUGAUAGAUUAGAGCUUCAAACCAUGAUGAAGAAAGACCAUGAAACUUUUAAAGAAUAUGCUCAAAGAUGGAGAGAGACGGCAGCACAGGUUGAGCCACCCCUUUCAAAAAAGGAAAUGGUCUCUUUAUUCAUUGAUACUCUUAAAUCUCCUUAUUAUGACAAGAUGAUUGGAAGCAUCUCCGCAAACUUCUCUGACAUUGUCAUUAUAGGAGAAAGAGUAGAAAGUGGCAUGAGAAGUGGAAAAAUUGCAUAUGCUACGGGGGCAACUAACAUCAAGAGGCCAUUGAGCGGACCUGGGAAAAAGAAAGAAGGGAAAGCCAAUGCAGUAACGUUUCACCCCUCUGGAAAAGUCGACCCUAGACCAGCCCAUACCCCCUAUAAAUCUUACCAUCCCAACACACAAAAUCCAUCCUCCACAUUCCCCGUACAACCACCCCAAACCAACCAAGCCCAUCACACUUAUCCUAACCAAGCUAGACCCCAAAACUAUCAAGACCGAAAAUCAGUUCACUUCGACCCCAUCCCUAUCACCUAUACCGAACUGUGCGAAUACCAUGCAGGUGUUGUUGGCCAUUCCAUAGAAAAUUGUAAGGCACUAAAGUUUAAAGUGCAAGAUUUGAUUCAUGCAGGGUGGAUAAGUUUUGAGGAGAAGAAUCCCAAUAUUGGAAGCAAUCCUUUGCCAGGUCAUCAAGGACCGUCUAUCAACCUCAUUAAUGAAGGCAGGGAACAAUUCUUGAGGAGAAAAGUUGAAGAAGUGAAGACCCCAUUGAAGUCCAUUUUUAGAGAAAUGUGCAAAUUUGGACUACUUGAGCGAAGUUCGGAAAGAGGAAAUGGUUGUGAGUUUCACCCUAAUGCAGCCCACACAUUGGAGGAAUGUAUUGACUUUACCCACACUUUGCAAGACCUUAUGGAUAAGCAAUUAAUUCAAAUUGGUUGCUCCAAGAUUGAUCAAGAGGUGUUAGCAGUUGACGAGUUGACCUCAAACAGCCCAAAACCUUUGGUGAUCCAUUACACCAAGAAAGGAAUCGCAUUGGUAUCUACUCUACCAAAGCCCAUCACUUUACGAGUCCCUAUGCCUUUCCCAUAUAAGGACAAUAAAAUGGUACCUUGGAAAUAUGAUGUGAAAACUUACACUAAUAAUCAUGAAGAGAGUCAAUAUUCCCAUGCUGUUGAUGUUACAAAUAUCGCUGGUGUCGGAGGUAUGACUCGGAGUGGUCAAAUCUAUACUCCUGAGGAAUUGAGGAAUGAACAGUUGAUAGAAAAGGGGAAUAAUUGUGAAAAGGAGAGCACCAAGGCAACUGACUCAAAGGGGGAACAAAAGAAAAUGGUCUCUCAUGAAGAGGCCUGUGAGUUUUUGAAGCUCAUAAAACAGAGCGAGUAUAUGGUGGUGGACCAACUAAACCGAAUUCCUGGUAGAAUAUCAUUGUUGUCAUUGAUGAUGAACUUAGAACCCCAUAGAAAAGCAUUGUUGAAAGUCUUAAAUGAGGCUCACGUUGUCCAUAAUAUCUCAGUUGACAAGCUAGAAGGUAUUGUUGGCAACAUCACUGCCAAUAAUUAUCUUACCUUCAAUGAUGACGAAAUUCCCGUGGGAGGAGCGGGACAUAACAAAGCUUUGCACAUUUUUGUGAGGUGUAUGGAUCAUAUCUUGGCAAGAGUCUUAAUUGAUAACGGCUCUUCACUAAACGUAAUGCCUAAAAUGACCCUAGCAAAGUUACCAUCAGAUGGAUCAUACAUGAAGCCAAGUACCAUGGUGGUUAAAGCAUUCGAUGGCUCUCGAAGAGAAGUGAUUGGAGAAAUUACUUUACUGGUGAUGAUUGGACCUAUUAUCUUUGAGAAACUGAAGUUUAUUAUAGAUGACAAGUUAGUCAUUGUCUCAGCUGAAGAGGACCUGUUAGUAACUAAGCCUUCAUCCACCCCUUACAUUGAUGUCACUGAAGAGGCUCUGGAAACCUCAUUCCAAGCACUCGAGAUUACUAAUACGACGUAUGUAGGGGAGGGAACAUCUGUCAUGAAGCCACAACCAUCAAAUACAGCUAUGAUGAUAGCGAGAGUUAUGCUUGAGGAAGGUUACUGGCCUGGAUGCGGGUUAGGCAAGAAUGAGCAAGGAUUGAUUGAGUUGCCUAAACCAAUUGACAAUAAAGAUCGAUUUGGACUUGGUUAUAGGCCAACAAGGGCAGAUAAAAGAAGGAUAAUAGCUGAGAGAAGAGAAAAGAGGAUGGCCAAAUUAGAAAAUAGAGAGCCUGAAACUGGAAGGAUCCCUUUUUGUGAUCUCCUACAAAGCUUUCAAAGUGCAGGAUUUGAAUUUGCAGAUCCAGUGGCUGCUGCUGAGGAAGAUACCCACGGAGAUGAACAUGUCAAUUUAGUUCGCGCGUGCUCACCGAAUACAAAGAUCCAUAAUUGGGAGAUCAUUGAGUUUCCUGUGAUUUUAGAUUCAAAAGUCAAGUAA
This is a messenger RNA of Abrus precatorius (Indian licorice), 3387 nucleotides long. RefSeq lists its product as uncharacterized. Gene Ontology annotation, molecular function: nucleic acid binding. The record is from RefSeq and is a predicted model, not a curated record. The transcript is spliced from 3 exons. NCBI's taxonomy places the organism in Eukaryota, Viridiplantae, Streptophyta, Magnoliopsida, Fabales, Fabaceae. The coding region runs from base 1 to 3387 and encodes 1128 amino acids.